AUGACCAAAAAAAACAAGAACCAAACUUUAGCUCUUGAUUUGGAUAACUGUGAAAAGUUGACUCAAUUAAAAGAAAUUCCUAAGUCCAGAUCAUCAUCGAUUACCUCUAUUGAAUCAGAGGGGUCCAUUCAAUCGGUGUUGAAACCACCACCAAUGAGAGAAUUCGAAGACGUUGUUGCUUUCGAAAGUUACAUUCGUGAUGAGACUUGGGAUAAUGAUUUUGAUUACUGUCAUGCCCAUUUGUCGUACUAUCCACCAUUUAUUACCAAGGAAGUGCACGGGAACAUGGAUAAGAUCAAGCCUACCAUGAACAAAAAAUCCCGUAAGUUCAAGAGAAACUUGCAGCACCACAUUCAGAAGCACUUGAUGCCAGAAAUGGAGAAGUGUUCUGGAUUUACUAUGGAUUUUGGCAAGGCAGGGGUCGAAGAAACUCCAACCAUGUUGAAAUGGAAGUUUGAAGAUACCAGUGAUCACGGCUUCUCGAAAGAAGAAGAAAAUCAAUUUGAUAGACACUGGAAAUUACAAUUAGAAGUUACUUGCAAUAACGAGAACCCAUUAGUCGAAGUCGAUUAUAUGGCAAUCCCGAUUUAG
Debaryomyces hansenii CBS767 is the source of this 591-nucleotide messenger RNA. RefSeq names its product Ucf1p (gene UCF1). Lineage: Eukaryota; Fungi; Ascomycota; Pichiomycetes; Serinales; Debaryomycetaceae. The record is from RefSeq and is a predicted model, not a curated record. The transcript has a single exon. Gene Ontology annotation, biological process: energy reserve metabolic process. Bases 1 to 591 code for a protein of 196 amino acids.